Messenger RNA from Encephalitozoon intestinalis ATCC 50506, 360 nucleotides. RefSeq lists its product as uncharacterized. Lineage: Eukaryota; Fungi; Microsporidia; Unikaryonidae. The record is from RefSeq and is a predicted model, not a curated record. Bases 1 to 360 code for a protein of 119 amino acids. The transcript has a single exon.
AUGGAGAAGAAGUUUCCAACAGUUGUGACCAUAGGAGGACGAAGAUAUGUUAAAAAUAAUAUUAACAAAAGUUCUGUCGAUGGAAGAAUGAAGUUAAGAGAAGCGAUUAAGUCCCUGGGUAGGAAGGUCCAGAAGUCCAAGAUUUCACAUUGCACUAUCGAGAGUAAAACUAGUUUGCAUGCUUACAAGCUGGACGAUUCCAAGGUCCUCUUCAACAAGAAUAACAAGCCUAUUGGAUUCAUAGUCACUGGAAAAUCAGAGACUAUUGAGAAGGCGAUAGGAAAAGAGAUUUCUAGAAAAAUAGAUGGAGAAGAUGUUCCAAAAGAAUCCGAAAACAUCGAAAGAGAGGAGAAGCCUUAA